GAGAAACAAAAGUUUUUGUAUAAGCCAAAUCCCAAUAUUAUAAACGAGGGAAGGGGUCACUUGUCAAUCUGGUAUAUCGAAAACCCUAAAUUGAAUUUGAAUCAGCAUCAUGCAGCAGGGGGGAGGAUCUGACACGGAAGUGACAUGGGAGGACCAGCAGAACAUCAACAAAUUCGGAAGGUUGAAUAAUCGCUUUCACGAGCUUGAGGAUGAGAUCAAAAUCGCUAAGGAAACAAAUGAUAAUUUAGAGGAUGCAAGCAACGAGUUGAUUCUCACAGAUGAAGAGGUGGUUCGGUUUCAAAUAGGAGAGGUUUUUGCUCAUGUGUCAAAGGAUGAAGUUGAGAACAGGAUAGAACAGAUGAAAGAGGUGACAAGCCAAAAAUUGGAAAAACUUGAAGAGGAAAAAGAAUCUGUGCUUGCUCAGAUGUCUGAACUGAAGAAAAUUCUGUAUGCAAAGUUCAAUGACUCGAUCAAUCUUGAAGAGGAUUAGAAACUUUCUUUUUAUUGAUAGAUUUCUUCUUCUUGUUCUUUUGUUAAUAUGAACUAAUGGACCUUUGGCAUUUUUGAGUCGUGUUGUCUCUUUUCUUUCAGUUUUAGAAUGUAUGUUGUCUUGCUUGAACCCCUUUUACUCGUUGGCUUCCGUUUCUGCUUUUUUUUUUUGUUGCUUCUUAUUCUAUGUGAUUUUUUUUUUCUUUCUUUUAUUGUGUUCUGAAGGGAAAAACUGCCAUUUUGGUUUGAGAAUAUUAAGAUGCUUGAUUUA
Molecule: messenger RNA, 760 nt
Organism: Cajanus cajan (pigeon pea)
Lineage: Eukaryota; Viridiplantae; Streptophyta; Magnoliopsida; Fabales; Fabaceae
Gene: AIP3
Product: ABI3-interacting protein 3
Biological process (GO): protein folding
Cellular component (GO): prefoldin complex; cytoplasm
Source: RefSeq, a predicted model, not a curated record